AUGACUGGACGCGGCGGCGGUGGUGCCCGCAAAACUCUGCUCGCGCCGAUCCAUUUCAUUUUCAGUCUGUUGCAAAAGCGCUCUACGGUCUCCAUUUGGCUCUACGAGAAUUUGCGCACGCGCAUCGAGGGAAAGAUCAGGGGCUUUGACGAAUUCAUGAACCUGGUGAUUGAUGAUGCGGUCGAGGUACAACUAGCUACGAGAGAUACCCCAGAAAAGAGGAGGCAGCUGGGUAUGACUUGGAUUGAGCUUCUCGAGCUAGGGCUGCGGCUGAUAACUUCUAGGACAGAUCCUAUUGAAGGGCGACAAUGUCUCGUUGAUUCAGUCUCUGGACUAGAGUGA
Molecule: messenger RNA, 342 nt
Organism: Cladophialophora bantiana CBS 173.52
Lineage: Eukaryota; Fungi; Ascomycota; Eurotiomycetes; Chaetothyriales; Herpotrichiellaceae
Exons: 2
Coding region: 1-342 (113 amino acids)
Biological process (GO): mRNA splicing, via spliceosome; spliceosomal snRNP assembly
Cellular component (GO): U1 snRNP; precatalytic spliceosome; U4 snRNP
Source: RefSeq, a predicted model, not a curated record